UAUAACUUACAUUAUGUAUGUAUAUACUUUGUCGUUGUCUUAUGUAUUAUGUAUAUCAAAAGUCCAUUUAUUCAAGUCAAGCUACAAAUAAGUCCCAUUCCUCAUAUAUCCUACAGCUAAGACUUCUUGUUUAAUUGGUUUCAAUUUCCUACGCUUCCAACUGGAUUUCGCUUGGCAUUACGUGUUCGCUUUAUGUUUAUGUGAUAGCGUUGAGUUGUUCGUUUUGAAAUUCAAGAGGUAGCUGAUAACAAAUUAUAAUACCCUGUAGCAACAUGUCUGUGUGUAUUUGUAAGUGUACUAAAGGCAGGGUGUGUGACUUAUAUAUCGAUCACAAUCGACAGCAGACCACAAAUCGGGAAUAAUUUACACAAUUGUUGCGUGUAUGGAAGAACAAAUGCUUGUUUCGCCAAAUGCAGCUAUCAGGGCAGCUGCUAGUCGGGCAUUGCCGACUGUAGCAUUCUCAUGUGUAGCAUUGCAUGCACAACAUUUACAGAACACAACGAAAACAAUUACGUGCUUUGCGAUUUAAGUUCCCUUAUCGGGAGGCAUCAAGCCAACAGAAGUUGACAUGGCGCACCAGGGCAGAUAUUUUCUGACCGGCCCAUUGGCGUGCCUGUUGCUCGGAUUCUUUGUCCAGCCGGAUGUGGAGGGCGCUAAUAUAUUGGGCGUGUUCACCAGCCAUAACCCAUCGCAUCUGAUAGUCCACAUGUCCAUUAUGAAGGCGCUGGCCGAGGAGGGUCACAAUGUGACAGUGGUGUCAACCUCACAGCCAAAGGUCACACACAAAAGCAUCAAACACAUUGUGAUACCCCGGAGCGCGGCCGAGGAGAAAGUAAUAAGCGAUGGAUUGACCACAUUGGCCAAGAAGAAGCCCUCGAUGGUUACGACGAUCCAAAAUUUUUUUGGUUCGCUCUCGAUUCUCAUCCAUAAGCAAGUCGACGUGCUGGAGGACAAACGCUUCACCGAUCUUUACAAGAACAAAGACAACAAAUUUGAUGCAGUUGUCUUCGGAUUAUUCUUCAACUUCUAUCAGGCGGGACUCGGUUCCAGAUUCAAGUGUCCGUUAAUUGUGAGCUGGGCGGGACCUCCGAUGGUGCGAAUCAAUGAUGCUGUUGGCAAUCCCGAACUGAUUGCCACGGUGCCCGGCAUGAAUGUGGCCGUUCUGCCUGGCCAGGCCAUGAACUUUAAGCAACGUCUGGCCAACUUUGGUAGCUCCAUGGUCUUCCGGCUCUUGAGCUUCUAUCUGGAGAUGUUAAAUGCGCAGUUCUACGAUCGCCUUUGGGGCAAGGAUCCGGCCAUGAUAAGCUAUGAGGAGGCCAAGAAGAACGUAUCUCUGGCGUUCUGCAAUAGUCAUGCCAUCAGCGAGGGACCUAUCAGACCCAACGUGCCUGCAGUUAUUGAGAUUGGUGGCAUACAGAUUAAGAAUAAGCCCGAUCCCUUGCCACAGGACAUAAAGGAGUUCUUGGACAAUGCGAAGCAUGGCGCAAUUCUCUUCAGCCUGGGCAGCAAUCUCAAGGGCGAUCACAUUCAACCAGAACUCAUUGGCAAAAUAUUCGAAGCGCUCUCCAGCCUUAAACAGAAUGUAAUCUGGAAGUGGGAUGACCUAAAGAACUUGCCCGGAAAAUCGUCUAAUAUUCUCUAUAAAAAGUGGCUGCCACAGGACGACAUACUCGCCCAUCCCAGCAUUAAGCUGUUUAUAACGCACGCUGGAAAAGGAGGCGUGGCCGAGUCUCAGUACCAUGGCAAGCCCAUGCUGGCGCUGCCUGUAUUUGCCGAUCAGCCUGGUAAUGCAGAUAAGCUGGUUCAGGCGGGCUACGGGCUACGCGUUGAUUUGUUAACCCUGGAGGUCGAUGAGUUUAAGGGUGCGAUCAAUGAGUUACUCAAUAAUCCCAGCUACACAAGAAAGGUUCAACAGUUUUCCAAACUCUAUCGCGAUCGUCCUAUGUCGGCACGCGAUUCGGUGAUCUACUGGGUUAACUAUGUGCUCCGUCAUCAUGGCGCCAGCCACAUGCAAAGUCCUCUUGUCCAUAUGAACUUUAUUGCGAGCCACAAUCUAGACGUCUAUCUAUUGCUUUCAGCGAUUCUUAUUGUUAUCGCCGUGAUAAGCACAGUUGUGCUCGAGUUCUUCUGGAGGAAAUGUUGUGGCGGCAAAGGCAAAUCGCAAAAGACUGCCCAAAACUCAAAGAUCAAGAAGCACUAAUAUUAUUUAUUGUAAAUAGGACAGUAAGAUUUGAUUUAUUUAAAUAAUUGUAGCUAAACUAGAAAAUACAAGUAAGUAAGAAUGCUGUGUCAAAAAGAAUUUUCAUAACAACUGCAUAUUAAAAAGUAAAAACAUGUUAGUCUUAACUAUUCUAAGAA
Molecule: messenger RNA, 2358 nt
Organism: Drosophila virilis
Lineage: Eukaryota; Metazoa; Arthropoda; Insecta; Diptera; Drosophilidae
Product: UDP-glucosyltransferase 2
Molecular function (GO): UDP-glycosyltransferase activity
Source: RefSeq, a predicted model, not a curated record